CUCGUCUUUGCUGUUAAGACGCACCAAAUCGUGUACGCUUGUUGUUCUCUGACUGAUUGAAGUACAAUGAAUAACGCAGCGGCCUCAGGACUGUUUCUCGGGGGUACCCGCGAAUCGGGCGAAGACGUCCGCGUUGGGAACGUGACAGCCGCAAUUGCGGUUGCCAACGUUGUAAAGUCGAGUUUGGGACCCGUCGGUUUAGAUAAAAUGCUCGUGGACGACAUUGGGGAUGUUACGAUUACCAACGAUGGUGCGACUAUUUUGGCUCAGCUCGAAGUCGAGCAUCCCGCGGCGCGCCUUUUGGUGGAUCUGGCACAGCUCCAGGAUAAAGAGGUUGGUGACGGAACGACGUCGGUUGUCAUUAUCGCCGCGGAGCUUUUGCGAAGAGGAAACGAUCUCGUGAAAAAUGGAAUUCAUCCCACUACCAUUCUCUCGGGUUAUCGUUCUGCGUUAAAGGCCGCGGUGGCUUACAUCAAAAGCACUAUGGUGGUACCGGUAUCCAAGCUGUCGGACGAGCACCUUUUGCAAGCUGCUCGCACCUCCAUGUCCAGCAAACUCAUCGGCAAGGAAGGAGACUUUUUUGCACAGCUUGCUGUCGAUGCCGUCAAGAGUGUAGCUACGAUAAGUCCCUCCGACGGCAAGGCCAAGUACCCCCUGUCGGCUAUCCACAUCCUCAAGGCACACGGCAAGUCAAGCUUGGAUUCACACCUUAUGCAAGGUGGUUUUGCCCUCCUGGGCACUCGAGCUUCCCAAGGUAUGCCCUCGACGAUUGAUCCUGCUGACGGUGAAUCCGAUGUCAAAAUUGCCAUGUUGGACAUGAACUUGCAGCGUCACCGCAUGGCAAUGGGCGUACAGAUCCAAAUCACGGAUCCCAAAGAAGUCGAAAACAUCAAGAAACGGGAGCUCGACAUUACCAAGGAAAAAAUUCAAAAAAUUCUGCAAACGGGAGCCAAGGUCGUCCUCACCACCAAGGGUAUCGACGACACGUGUAUGAAAUACUUUGUCGAAGCAGGUGCUCUGUGCGCAAGGCGGUGCAACAAGGAGGACUUGAAGCGCUUGGCCAAGGCAACCGGCGGUAAGCUAGUUGUCACCCUGGCCGACAUGGAGGGUGAAGAGUCCUUUGAUGUGGACUCGCUUGGUAAAUGUACGUCGGCUGCUGAAGUCCGUGUAGGCGACGGCGAGAUGCUACAUUUUUAUGGUUGCAAAGGGGCCGGGGCAUCCACGAUAGUACUGCGAGGAGCGAACGAAUACAUGCUAGAUGAAAUGGAUCGGGCCUUGCACGAUGCGCUUUGCGUCGUUAAAAGAAUGCUCGAGUCGUCUACCCUGGUUCCAGGUGGUGGAGCUGUGGAAGCGGCCCUAUCCGUAUAUUUGGAGCAAUUUGCGGAAACACUGGAAACACGAGAGCAAUUGGCUAUCCAAGAGUUUGCCGACGCAUUGUUGGUGAUUCCCAAAACUCUCGCUGUCAAUGCGGCGAAAGACAGCUCCGAACUUGUCGCCAAGCUUCGGGCGGUUCAUGCCAAGCACCAGAAAGCUGAGAACCCCACGGAUACCGAUUAUCAAAAUUUUGGACUGGAUCUAAUAAAUGGUGAAAUUCGCAACAAUCUUUUGGCCGGUGUUGUGGAGCCCGCGAUGUCAAAGAUCAAAUCCUUACGCUUUGCCACCGAAGCUGCGAUAACGAUUCUACGUAUUGACGACCGCAUCACAGUGUCGGAACAAGGAUAACCUAAUGGCUAAAAAAGAUGAAGAGAUCCAGCAGCGUAUACAUUUCCACCAUUUUGCUAAAUGGUUGUCCAUUUCGACGGCACGGUCAUAAAGUAGCGCUCCAUUGCAUUUGU
Molecule: messenger RNA, 1835 nt
Organism: Phaeodactylum tricornutum CCAP 1055/1
Lineage: Eukaryota; Bacillariophyta; Bacillariophyceae; Surirellales; Neidiaceae
Exons: 2
Coding region: 67-1722 (551 amino acids)
Biological process (GO): protein folding
Cellular component (GO): chaperonin-containing T-complex
Molecular function (GO): ATP-dependent protein folding chaperone; ATP binding; ATP hydrolysis activity
Source: RefSeq, a predicted model, not a curated record